AAUUUAAUUUUAGUGUCUAGCCUAACCUAAUCCAAUCCAAUCUAACCAAACCUAACCUAACUACGUAAUUGAACACAGGGUUAUCAGCUGUCAUUUAAAAAAUUAAAACAUGAAUUUACAAGAACCAAAGAAGAAGAGAAGAUCGAAAUUUAAACUACAACCACCGUUUCCUAUUCCAUUAAACGAAACUCAGGAAUGGCCAGUAUAUACAGCUCAUCUCACAGAUAUGGGUUCUUGCAUAAUUGAACCUGAAGAAAUGGAUGCAGUACAUUCUAUGGGUUUUUUUGGCAAGGGCUCAUUGUCACGUAGUUAUCCUUCCUUUGGUAAAAUGAGGUAUGGAGUGCCUCCAGUUGUUCGGAACAGGCAGUGGCUUCGCAGACAAGAAUGGUUGGAUGAAGUAAAAGACUUGAAUUCUGCCUCUACUUCUGAUUACGAAGACGUUAAAACAAGUUAUCAACACGGAAGGGAAAAUACUUCAGAUAAUGAAGAAGAGAACAAUGGUGACGUCGUUGAGAUUCCACCAAAUUUCAGUGAAAGUAAGGAAAGGAAUGAAGUAGCCGCAAAGGAUGUAGAAAUCGACGAAGUCACCUUAGACUCCGCAGAUGAGGAUGAUAUAUCUGUCAUUGUUAGUAAAGAUUCUGAGAAAUGUGAUAAAAAUUUCUCAAUAACUAAUGAUGAUAAUACCAAGUGCACAGAAAAGAAGGAAGUCGAAGAACUUUGCGAUUUAGAUUAUUCCGAUUUCAAGAAUAAUUGCGUGGAUGAUGAUCAGCAUGGAAAACUAUUGGUUUUGCCAGACAGCGAUUCAGACACAGAAAACUAUCUAAAGGAUAUAAAGCCGAGAAUCGAGAACGAGGGUUUCCCUAUCCGAGAGGCUCUGCAUCUCACUUUUGAAGAGACGUUUUUCCUCUUCUUUGGAUUGGGUUGUCUACAGUUAGUUCACUUUAACGGCACUUUCAUGGACAUCAGUAACGCGUGGUUGCACUUUUGCAAGAACAAGCCAGACUUUUUACAAAAAUACGUAGUAUACCAUUAUUAUAAGAGUAAAGGAUGGGUGGUAAAGCCCGGCCUCAAAUACGGCGGUGAUUUUCUGUUAUACAAAGAGGGACCACCUUUCUAUCACGCUUCUUACAUUGUCAUAGUUGAAGUAGUAGAUGCAGACUCGUUGGUUAUAGAUACUACCAUGUCCACGCGAUCCAUGAUGUGGAACGAUUUAUUUAGUCUGGAAAGGCUUUCCGAAACUGCCGCUAAAGAAAUACUCUUUGCGCAAGUUUUAUGGCCAUCAUCGGUGUCUCGGAAUGUUAGCAAAACUAGUCCCGAAAUACUUUCCGAAUUUACAGUGAGAGAGUUACUUUGGCGCCGAUGGAAUCCUAAACAGCACCGAGAAGACGUGCCCAUUGAAGAAGAGGACGAGGACGAUUCAUUUUGAAGGAUUUCGUAAUUAUUUAUAUACAAGUCAUUCUAAAAAUCUUUUUACAACCAUCUUGCUCCGUUAUUUCCUAUAUAUAUUUUUACUACAUUACAUUUGUACAUAUCUAUAACUUU
Messenger RNA from Linepithema humile (Argentine ant), 1542 nucleotides. It is a transcript of the gene Tsen2, whose product is annotated as tRNA splicing endonuclease subunit 2. NCBI's taxonomy places the organism in Eukaryota, Metazoa, Arthropoda, Insecta, Hymenoptera, Formicidae. Gene Ontology annotation, biological process: tRNA-type intron splice site recognition and cleavage; tRNA splicing, via endonucleolytic cleavage and ligation. The record is from RefSeq and is a predicted model, not a curated record. Gene Ontology annotation, molecular function: tRNA-intron lyase activity; nucleic acid binding. Gene Ontology annotation, cellular component: tRNA-intron endonuclease complex.